GUAAGAUCCAUUUUGAAUGUUUUGUGUGUUUGUGAAAAUCCCUCCAUGUAUAUACUUGUACUUUGUUCCUAUUGAUUCCCUUAGUUGUACAUUGUUGUAUUUUGAUUACAUUUGAGUUGUUAAUACUUGUAUUUUUUAUUAUAGUUUUUGUUUUCUUACGCAUUCACUAAGUUUGUGUUUCUUCCUGAACUGCAUCUGUGUUGUUUUACUUGACACUUGUUCUUGGCGGUAGCCAUAUUGAAUUGUUCCUCCUGUUGUGUGUGAUCUAUCCAGCCAGGAUAGAAUAACGUUGAUUUGUUGUGAUUGAUUUGAUCAAUUGAACAAUUAUUGGUUGGAUAGCUGAGUGGUUAUAUUUGUUUAGGUAAUAAUGUACACUUAAAUUUAUGAUAAAUUAUAGAACCGCUAUCUUACCUAAUUACUUUAUUUUGGUUUCAAUCGGGCGAGGGCGCGUAUCUAACUCAUCCAGACAGCUGUCCAGCAGUCCAAACGUAGUUUGGAUCUUACAGUUCUAAACAAAUAUUUGGUCGAAUUCGUUUGGCUUUCGUUUCGUUGAUUCCAAUCAUCGUCUCUGGGAAUAUCUGGUCGUUCGCUUGCGACGCCAAACAAUCGUCGAAGGAAAUUAAGUCCAAGGCUCGUGGAUGUUAAAAGAGGUGAACAAAAGGAUGGAUCCCCUCAGUCAAGGCAAGUGCCUUCUGAUGCUUCUAUGUGUCAUGGUUCAUAUUCUAAUAGGGACGAUUGUAAUUAUAGUGAAUCUAGUUGUGAUAUAAUGGCAGAUGGCAUAGAAAACCUUAAUUUAGACUUGAAGCAAGCAAAAAGCGUAAGGCCUACGGCGUUUUCAUAGGUCCAGAGUUACCAAAGGUUGAGUUAAGUUAUUUCGACGGUCAACCAAGAGGUUACUGGAAGUUUUUAAGGGAGUUUGAGACCUAUGUGGAAUCAAGGGUCAAGGAUGAUGGUCAACGCUUGCUUUAUUUGAUACAUUAUUGUAAGGGUAAAGCGAAAACAGCCAUUGAGGGUUGUGUUAUGUUGGAAGCCUCUUUUGGUUACAAGAAGGCCAAGGAAAUUCUAAAACGGUUGUUCGGACAGGCGCAUGUAAUCGCUCGGGAGACUUUAGAGGACUUAUUCAAAACUACAAAUGUUGAUUACAGUGGUCCUGAGCAACUAACAAAUCUAGCUAUUAGGAUGGAAAAUUGUUCUAUGGUUUUGAAACAGAUGAAGUACACUGCCGACUUAAAUUCUCUAAUUACCUUAGAGAGAAUAGCAGGACUCUUACCUCAAGUUAUGCAAGCCCAGUGGGCGGACUGGGUGGAUGAGUUGACUGAAGAUAAUAGAGAACCAACCUUUGACGAGCUUACUCAAUUUAUAGCAUUCCGCGCGAGAGUAGCUAGUAGUAGGUUUGGACGGUUAGCGAAUCGUCCGAGAAAGGGACACAACUUAAAGACAAAUUGUCACUUGCAAUUGGAGCGGGAGAAUAAUUUAAAAGAGAAAGCUAAAUGCAGUGUGUGUUCCCUGGACCAUGCUAUUUAUAAAUGUCCAAAAUUUUUAGCGCUUACCGUUCAAGAGAGAUGGUCUCACGCGAAGGUUAAUGGCAUCUGUUUUGUCUGCCUUAGGCAAGGGCAUAAAGUUAAUGAAUGUAAGCUGGAAAACGUUGUAACGUUAAUAGUUGUGAGAAGAAACACCAUUCUUUGCUGCACAGCGAAAGUGAUAAACCUGGUAUCCCGAAUUGUUGUGGAUUUACUAAAUCCCUAAGUAGCCAAGUGUGCUUAGGAAUGAUUCCUGUACGUUUGGUGUUGGGAAAUGCCGAAAUGGUGGGUUAUGCUUUGUUGGAUAACGGGUCUGAUGUAACGUUGAUAAAAUCGAGCUGUUUGAGGUAUCUCGGGUUGAAGGAAGACCGAGCGUCAGUGGUAGUAGAGACUGUGAGUGGUAAUAGGACAAUGACGGUCACAAAGACUCCUUUUGAGGUGUAUUCUCUAGAUCGGUCUGAACAUGUUACGAUCGAAGGGGCUCUGAUUGUCGCAGAUAUUCCAGGUCACAAGCCAACAAGGUCGGCAGUGAACAACUUAGUUAAAUGGCCACAUUUAAGGGAUGUACCAAUAGGCAACCUAGACUCUGAAGAAGUUCUGCUGUUGAUUGGUUGCGAUGUACCAGAGGCACACUGGGUGUUAGACCAGAGGUUGGGUGGAAGAAAAGGCCCGUACGCUGUGAAGACGUUGUUGGGGUGGACGGUCUUCGGACCUGCGUCAUAUCCGGAAUACAGGAAAAGAGUUGUCAAUCAUACCAGUAAGAUACAGGCUUUGGAGAACGAAAUACGUAAACUUUAUGAUGUAGAGUUCUCUGAUGUUUAUUCAAAUGAUAAAUCAGUAUCAAUAGAAGAUAAGGCGGCUAUAAGUAUUGUAGAAGGGGGCACACGCUUCGAAAAUGGUCAUUUUGUAGUCCCUAUACCAUGGAAGGGGAACCCAGAUAUGAAAGGGGGAAUUAUGAAGUGGUAAACAGUAGGCUACAGAGUUUGAAGCGUAGAUUGUUGAAAGAUGACAUUCUGUAUAUCAAGUAUACAAAAGGUAUUGAAAGUAAUUUUAUUAAGGGCUAUGCGGAGAAAGUCCCUGAAAUACAAGUGCAACCUAGUUAUCGACCCCGGUGGUAUUUACCUCACCAUGCAGUUUUAAACCCGAAAAACCGGAAAAACUGAGAGUGGUAUUUGACUGUGCCGCCAAGUUUGCAGGCGUUUCUCUAAACGAUAUGAUUUAUCAGGGUCCCGACACAACUGCGGAGUUAGUGUGUAUACUAUUGCGUUUUCGCAAGGAAGCGGUCGCAAUCUCUGCGGAUGUGGAAGAAAUGUUCAUGCAAGUAAAGGUCCCUGAGUCUGAUCGAGGAGCCUUAAGAUUUCUGUGGUGGCAAGAGGGAGACAUGGCGAGGGAACCAUCCGAGUUUCAAAUGACAUCUCAUCCAUUUGGUGCUACAUCAUCGCCGUUUUGCGCGAACUUCGCCUUGAAUAAGACGGCACAAAUAUUCUCUGACGGUUAUGAUGGUUAUGUCGUAGAUGCUGUUAAGAAUAAUUUCUAUGUUGAUGACUGCUCGGUAUCCUUUCCCACUUGUGAUCAAGCAAAGAGUUUCGUUAAGCAGAUAAGUGAAUUAUUAUGUAGAGGAGGUUUUAAACUAAAGAAAUGGGUUACUAACUCGGAGGAGGUAAGGACCAUCUUGCCCGAUGUAUGUAAAGAAGAGUCCUUGAUAGAAAUGUCAGCGAGUUAUGACACUACACAUCGAACUCUAGGAGUAGAGUGGGAUUUUAAACGAGAUGUAUUCAAGUUUUACUUCGAUGCGCCUGAAAGGCCUCUGACUAGGAGAGGUAUUCUAUCUAUAGUUUCUUCUCUGUUCGAUCCUUUGGGUUUAAUUGCUCCAGUCUGUCUUACUGCCAAGGUUCUCUUGCAAAAACUAUGUAAGUCUCAAUUAGGCUGGGAUCAGCCUCUCAACGAGCCAUACGUGUCGGCGUGGCUAAAUUGGGUAAACUUUAUGCGUCAAAUAGGUCAUGUUACGGUAGAUAGGGGUAUCAAGAAGAGAAUUGACGAACCCGACGCGGAAGUAGAAUUGCACCUGUUCAGUGACGCUUCGGAGAUCGGUUACGGAGCAGUCGCGUACGCUCGAGUCAGUUAUUUGAAGGAACAACCCUACUGUAUUUUGUUAUACAGCAAGUCUAGGGUAGCACCUAUCAAACAGAUCACUAUACCGAGGCUAGAGAUGGCAGCGGCAGUGUUAAGUGUGAGGCUUAGCGAAGUCUUACGGAGAAGUCUGCCUAAUUUUUUCUGUAAGGUAAACUUCCAUACAGAUUCCAUGGUAGUAUUGUACUACAUCAAGAAUAUCGAGAAUCGCUAUAGCACCUAUAUAGCUAACCGUCUCGCCAUUGUGCAUCAGUAUACGAAGAUUGAACAAUGGAGUUAUGUAAGGUCGUCACAGAAUCCAGCUGAUUGGACCUCGAGAGGUAUACAAAAAAUGUCAGAUCUUGAGCUUUGGUUCAAAUGUCCUACUUUACUGCAUGGCGAAUUUUGUACAGCAAUCACUGACUGUCCGGAACCUACUCCUGACGAUAUUGAGUUUAGAAAAACUGCCGUGGUUAACUUGAGUAGUAUAAGGUACAACAUGUCACCUAUUCUCGCUUAUUAUUCUGAGUGGUUGAAAUUAGUCAGGGCCGUAGCCUGGCUUAGAAGGUUCAUAGAAUUUCUGAUGGUGCUUCGUUCACCGAGUCAUGAAGGAUCCGUUCAUCUAGGGUGUUUAAAGGUCAAAGAACUUGACGUCGCCAAGCGUAAAAUUUUGUUGAUGGUUCAGAAAGAAGUGUAUGGAGAAAUACUUAGUGGAUUUAAAACCAAUGGUAAGGUAGUUAGUCACAAUGAUCUGAAGGGCUUAUCACCGAUAAUGCUUGAUGGUUUACUCUGUGUUGGAGGCCGACUAAGCUACUCAGAUUUCUCAAAUGCCUUUAAACAUCCAAUAAUAUUGCCCAGUCGACACUUAGUGACAGAAAUGAUAAUUAGACAUUAUCAUAAGGAACAAGGGCACACAGGAACGUCACAAGUACUGGCCACGAUUCGAAAAAGGUAUUGGAUAAUAAAAGGAACCAGCACGGUUAAGAGAGUGAUAGGAAAGUGUGUGACAUGCCGGCGGUAUACGAUGGUUACAGGGCAACAAUUGAUGGCACCACUUCCAGCUUGUAGAGUGCAACAAGGAUGGUAUUGCUUCUCAGCCGUGGGAGUAGACUACUUUGGACCCCUUUUUGUCAAAAGAGGAAGAUCACUAGAAAAAGAUAUGGGUGUGUAUUUACUUGCUUGCAAACCCGAGCAGUUCAUAUUGAAAUGACACAUAGUUUGAAUACUGAUUCGUUUAUAAUGGCCUUGCUACGUUUCAUUGGAAGAAGAGGGAAACCUGCAGAAAUUUACAGUGACAAUGGGUCGAAUUUCGUGGGUGCGGUCUCUGAACUAAAGAGAUUUGUGCAACAGUUGAAUCAGCAAAGGAUAGACAAGGAACUGUCAGCUAGGCAGAUUCAGUGGCAUUUUAACCCGCCCUCAUCCAGCCACAGGGGUGGGGUUUGGGAAAGGAUGAUUAGGUCUAUACGUAGACUGUUAUUGUUGAUAACUAGAGAACAGACUUUAACUGAUGAGACCUUAAGCACUUAUUUGAUUGAAGUUGAAAGGAUAUUGAACGAUCGACCCUUAACUCCAGUCGUCCAAGAUGCUAACGAUCAACUAGCCUUGUCGCCAAACAGUCUGUUAUUAUUGAGAGAAUGUGACGGAAUAGUCGAAGAAGGUAGCAUCAGAGAUAAAUAUGACAAACGAUGGAAACAGGUUAAUCAUCUUGCUAAUGUGUUUUGGAAAAGGUGGUUAAGAGAGUAUUUACCGUCUUUACAGAAGCGUCAAAAAUGGUUAGUUGAACAUCGCAAUUUUCAGAAAGGUGAUGUAGUGAUCGUGGCUUCGGACAUAUCGACCCGUGGAAAGUGGCCCUUAGGAGUAGUUGAAGAUUGUAAAAUAGAUGACGACGGAAGAGUUAGAACAGUGGUUGUUCGUACGAACGGUGGAUUAGUCAGAAGAGAUAUACGUAGAUUAUGCCUCCUGGAAGGCACGAAUUAAUUCCUCGCGUAUCAAUGUAAGUAGGUCGAGUAGGCGUACUGUUGUAAGUCCUACUCGUUCCUGUAGUGCGAUAUGUUAUAUAAUGAACCAUGACCGUAGACAUCAAGGUAGCUUGUGUGGUAUGGAGGGAUUUUGGGGGCCGGUGUAAGAUCCAUUUUGAAUGUUUUGUGUGUUUGUGAAAAUCCCUCCAUGUAUAUACUUGUACUUUGUUCCUAUUGAUUCCCUUAGUUGUACAUUGUUGUAUUUUGAUUACAUUUGAGUUGUUAAUACUUGUAUUUUUUAUUAUAGUUUUUGUUUUCUUACGCAUUCACUAAGUUUGUGUUUCUUCCUGAACUGCAUCUGUGUUGUUUUACUUGACACUUGUUCUUGGCGGUAGCCAUAUUGAAUUGUUCCUCCUGUUGUGUGUGAUCUAUCCAGCCAGGAUAGAAUAACGUUGAUUUGUUGUGAUUGGUAAAUUUCUUGCAUCCUUUAUCAACUUUCUUAUUUAUUGUAAUUAGAUUUGAUCAAUUGAACAAUUAUUGGUUGGAUAGCUGAGUGGUUAUAUUUGUUUAGGUAAUAAUGUACACUUAAAUUUAUGAUAAAUUAUAGAACCGCUAUCUUACCUAAUUACUUUAUUUUGGUUUCAAUCGGGCGAGGGCGCGUAUCUAACUCAUCCAGACAGCUGUCCAGCAGUCCAAACGUAGUUUGGAUCUUACAAGAUACUGACUCAAGCUGUAAACGUGAAUGACAAAACAGCGAUAUCGCUGCUCGCUAACGGUGGAAGAAUAUUGUGAUAAUUAGGAGUAUUUGCAUUAUAGUACAAACUAGGGAUCACAGAAAUAACGCGAUUAGAUCAAGAAGUAUAAGAUAAGCACGAACGAAUGUACUGUAUAUGGAAUUCCGAAUCAAGCAUUCAGCAUGUACAAAGGAAUCAUUAGUUCAUUCAAACACCACAAAUAUCUAGAUUGGUAAUAUCCUCAGUCGUAUGAGUGGUUACUAAGUCUAAAAAAAGAAGAUCCCUGGUUAGAAACAAAAUGUAUGGGUUUGGAUACAUACUGUACCAAAGGAUGCGCUAGUGCCGUCAUCAGGGGCCUCCUACCGAAAGAAUAUACAGAUCCCACGGUAGCCAUCUCGGUCCAACUAAUAUCAGGUGUAUUAAAGUGUUAUUCGCGCUCCAUAGCUGAAUGUGUCCUAAAAAAGUCGUUAGCUAAGCAGAUUGGGCCAUGAUAGAUGACACCGAGUAUAAAUGUAGAAUGUCUAAAAGUGAGCUCACAGCCAAUGACAUCACAAGUCCCACUAUCACGGGACUCGCGAGCAAAGGAGAAGAUACUUAUAUUGUUGCCUAUGCAUAAAAAGACGCCACCUACUUUCCGACAUUUAUGUCUAUCACUUCUUAGGUAGUGGUAUUUGGAUAAUUCUGGGGUAAUGCUGUAGUCGUGGACUAACCAAGUUUCCGUCGAGACUACAAUGAGUGGCCUUAAUUUGUCCACUAAUGCAACUAGUUAGUAAAAUUUAUUUCUCAGACUACGAGCAUUUGCAUAUAAAACACCUAAAGAGAACGACCUGUCCACAUAGGCCUUGGUAGCAUUCGCUUUCAAGAACUGACUAUUAGGAAACCCACUAAGCAGAGAUUCCCCUCAUCACUUUGUCGACGGGUCUCUAGUUCGACUAGUACCACCCUUCUUUUUAUUCCAUUUUCCAGAGACAUAUCGGGUCUUACCCGAAUGUUAGUAAAGUUGUGACAGCGAGCGCUGCUUAACAGAAGACCACGUUGCUUCUCCAACCCUAAGAUUAACUUGGGGAAACUAUAUGGUCAGAUUCAACAGUGUCGUCGGCCCUCUUACCUAUUCUUACCAAUUUUUUGGCCUGAACUCUUUAAGAGUCUACUAAUAAAAUGCUACGGAUAAAUUCUCUGAACUUUUCCAAAUCGUGUCUAAUUUCAGGAUUAGGGUCGUUUGAUUCUAGUGAAUUACGAUAACAUUCGAUGAGAUUAAGUUUUUACCAGCCACGAUAGAGUGAUAUACUGUCGCACUAUCAGAUUUGGUAGUGUAUCACGUGGCUCAGAAUGGGAGUCUACCAAUGACUUGCUAAUCAAGUGGUUGCCGCUCAUAGCAUCUUUCCUUCACUUCUUUGUCUGUAUACUAUCAUUCAGUUUUUGUCAAAUAGGACAGGCACAUCUGGACUAUUACAGACGGUGACGAUUUUUGAUGAAGUUUUUUAUCUGAGCUGGAUGGUUUGGUCGUGGAGCUCUAAUCGUUCUUCUGAAUGAUAUCAUCAGCACAAACUUCAGAUAGAAGGGAAGUGUUCGAAUUUCUCGACAUGUGGUCCGCAGAAUGUCCUGUACACCUCGAUGUUGAUUGGUUCUUGUUUCACUCGGGUCUUCAGUAUCUACUGUGGAAGCAUGACUACCCACAUCAAUAUCAAGUGGCAAUUUACUCCUUGUAAAUUUCAACAGAGAUUUCGCCGUUCCGUCAAUUACGGUUUGGUGUUUAAGUCAUCCUGUAACAACACAUACUACACUGAUACAUUCUUCACUGUUAGUAUUCUUGUUAACAGAGCAACACCAUCAUUGUCGUUACAGGCCAAAGCCAGGAGACACAUAGACCUCUGACUCAGUAACGUUUUACUCGUACAGUAAAACAUACAAAACUGGUACAUGUCCAAUGGUACUACUUUUUACACUCAUCACAUUACAUUCCUUCCUCCACGGAGAAUAAACAAUUUGGAAUUGCCAACAACUGCAAUCAGAUUAAGAUGGCUUAAUAAUAAUAAUAAUAUGGUAAUAACCAUCAUAUAAGCACAAGUGUCAGAAUCAACGAGAAAGAAUGUACCAUAAGACAAAGUUAAACAAUAUUUCAAACCCGAACCGAAAUAUUUCAGCUAAAAGCAGACUAAGAAUUCUUUUUGUUGCAAAACGUACAAAAAACGAAGUUAAACACAAGUGCUAAAUCGCUGUCUUUUUUUGAAACACGCGCUCAAUAUAUGUGAAUCCCUUCACUAUUGUCUUCGCUUUUUUCGUUCGUCUUACUACCUUCACACCUUCUCCUUUAAACUUUGUCUUUGAGUUUUUCUACUUUGCUUCGGAAGCACUGUGUCAAUAAAUAAAGGUGUUACCGGCUGUGUUAGACCUUAGGAUCAGUGAAAUGUCUCUGAGCCCUAAUCAAGUCUUCUGGCAACUGGGUCACUGAAUGUCGAAUAGUUCAUUGAACGCCAUCAAGGUCAAGAACAGUCAGUUACUUGCAUGCCAUGGACUGAUCCAUGCCGUGGUGGUCUCAACUUCUCCGAUUGUAUCCACUUUUACUAAUACAUUCCUGUGAUAAUGUCCUUUGUGUUAUACGGUAUUCAAAGCAGCCACAGUGUCUUGAUACGAUGAUGGGUUCCCCACCAUCUACGUUGGGUGUUGGCCGUGAGGUGUAAGUUUGAAGUUAGCUGUUGGUUACACCAUCCCCGUCUAACUCGAGUAGGC
Schistosoma haematobium is the source of this 9051-nucleotide messenger RNA. RefSeq lists its product as uncharacterized. NCBI's taxonomy places the organism in Eukaryota, Metazoa, Platyhelminthes, Trematoda, Strigeidida, Schistosomatidae. Gene Ontology annotation, molecular function: nucleic acid binding. The coding region runs from base 4710 to 5606 and encodes 298 amino acids. Gene Ontology annotation, biological process: DNA integration. The transcript has 2 exons. The record is from RefSeq and is a predicted model, not a curated record.